This is a messenger RNA of Humulus lupulus (European hop), 749 nucleotides long. RefSeq names its product 1-aminocyclopropane-1-carboxylate oxidase homolog 1-like. The transcript has 3 exons. The record is from RefSeq and is a predicted model, not a curated record. Gene Ontology annotation, molecular function: dioxygenase activity. Bases 1 to 516 code for a protein of 171 amino acids. NCBI's taxonomy places the organism in Eukaryota, Viridiplantae, Streptophyta, Magnoliopsida, Rosales, Cannabaceae.
AUGGUUGAGGUUUUAGACAUUGAAAGGAGGAUGGAGAAAAAGAGUAGGGAGAGACAAGACAGAGCUCUGGUGUUGAUGUUAUUCAAGAGGAUUGUAAACAAGUACCAAAGUUUCAAGAAAACAGGGCAGCAAGACCAUACUGAUAAUGACUUCCUCACUGUACUACUCCAAGACCACAUUGUAGGCCUCCAAGUCUUGCAUCAGAAUACUUGGGUUGAUGUUCCACCAGUCCCUGGAGCCUUAGUUGUCAACAUUGGAGAUCUUUUGCAACUUAUAACAAAUGACAAGUUCAAAAGUGUAAAGCACAAAGUGGUGGCUAACCAUAAAGGGCCAAGAGUAUCAGUGGCAUGCUUUUUCAGCACCAGUUUUCAGCCCUCUACAAGACUGUAUGGUCCCAUUAAGGAGCUCUUAUCUGAAGAUAAUCCUCCAAUCUACAGAGAAACCACAAUGCAAGAGUAUGUUUCUUACCUUGCCACACACGGCAUCGGUAGCCCUCUUCAGCGUUUUAGGCUUUAAACUUGGCGAUGCUGCUUUGAUGAAGCUUCUCCACUGAUACAGACACUCUGCUAAGAACAUUUUUGGCUUCAUGGAAAAUGUGUUUUAGUGUGUGGAAAAUUUGUAUACAGAACACACUAUUGUUAUUAUUACUCAUUAUAGUCAUACAAGUGAAUGUUAGGAAAUAUCUUUACAUUCACAUAUUUGAAAUACAAUAAGAAACAAAUGCUCAGAAGAGUAAUGGAAAUAUCAAA